Molecule: messenger RNA, 2477 nt
Organism: Macadamia integrifolia
Lineage: Eukaryota; Viridiplantae; Streptophyta; Magnoliopsida; Proteales; Proteaceae
Product: transmembrane E3 ubiquitin-protein ligase FLY2-like
Exons: 14
Coding region: 411-2057 (548 amino acids)
Molecular function (GO): zinc ion binding
Source: RefSeq, a predicted model, not a curated record
CCUUCAUUUCUACCUUUCACCCAACAAAAAACCAUGGCUACAUCCGUCAUCCACCACUGCCAUAGAGAGAGAAACACUAGAGAGAGAAAGAGAGAGAGAUGAACCCCAGAGACCAAGAACACUUGUUUAUUUUUUAAUUAAUUUAUUUGAUCACUUUUUUUCUUUUAAUUCUUCUAAAUUUCUGCUCCAUGGUUCAGCUAAUAACUCGUCGAGGUGUUCGUUGAGGUUUAGUUGUUUUGGUUCAAUCGUUCGUUGAGCUCUCCCUGUCCGUACCUCUUGGGUCUGUUGGUUGAUACUUCCUAUGGUUGACUCCACUUGAAGCAACCGCUUUCUUCUUCAAUUCCUCUCUCUUUCAUGGGUUUCAUUGGGUUCUCUUUGAUUUUUCAUGGAGAUCAACUAAUUAAGCGUAUAUGUUUGGCGGAAAUAUGGGUUUGAAUUUCUUCUUCUUCUUGGAAGGUGGUUCUGAUAUGAUCAGGAGAGGAAAUUCAGAUUAUAUGCAGCUCAAGAGAGAGAGAAGGGUUUCUUUGUACGAUGCCUUAUUGGGGCUCUGGGUUGCUUUCGCUUUGUUUAUGCCGGUCAAUGCGCUGAGACCUCUUAGAGAGAAGUCCCAUUCCUGGGGUGAUGAGUGGUUAUUUAUUAGAAGAGAUGAAAAUGAUCUGGGCCCAUAUUCUGCUUGGAAUAUCACAGGAACAUACAAAGGCACUUGGAGCUUCCUAGAUUCCAGCAAGAGCUCUACCAGGUUUCCAGAUUUUGGAAAAUCUAAUGGAAUAUCUAUCUUUGAAUUAGUCAGUACCCCAACAAAGAUAUCUGGUGUCCAUUAUGUGCAGGGAGUGCUUAUUUUCCAGGAUGUGUUUGACGAGGAGCGUGAAGGUGGAGCUGCUCAAAUGAGGGUCGAAGGUGUAUAUAUAUGGCCUUUCAGACAACUUAGGAUGGUAAUCAGUAGUGGAAAAGAUGGAGAGCUGGGGCAAGAAGAAGAUUAUUUUUUGGCUACUCCAUAUCACUUGCUGGGUGUUUUCUCAUCUCAGGUGUUUCAAAAGUCUCCUAUAGAUAAAACUUGGCGAAGGAAAAACUCACCUAUAUAUGACAUGGAUAAACGUUGUAAUUUAGAAAUUGCGGCUCAAAUUACACGUGUCUCUUUGGGCCAAAGUGAUGGAGAUCAUGAACGUUAUCAGUUGCAGGGAUUAAUAGAGAGCCAAUCUGUUGAUGAUGAGGGAGAGUGUUUCUCAUCCAUAGUAUUAAAUGCUACUUCUGUCAACAUUGAGGUCUACUACAACAAAGCAGUCAACUAUACCUUGAUGGUCACCUUCGUCUCUUUCCUUCAAGUUCUUCUGUUAAUUCGACAAAUGGAACAUAGCAACACCCAAUCUGGAGCAGCUAAAGUUUCAAUUGUAAUGAUUGGGCAACAGGCCAUCAUGGAUGCUUAUCUUUGCCUUUUACAUCUAACCGCAGGGAUAUUAGUUGGUAAGUUGUCUAAAUCAUCAUUACUGGUAUUAAUACCUUUAUUUGCAGACGGGAUUCUUCUAGGAGGCAUUUUAGCCAUGUAUGAGUUUCAUAAUUAUCUUCGGCCGAUUCUUCUACUUAUGUACUCCUUUUGGAUACCUCAAAUCGUCACUAAUGUUGUCCGUGACUCGAGAAAACCGUUACAUCCUCAUUACAUAGUAGGCAUGACGGUCACACGGCUUGCAAUUCCAUUGUAUGUCUUCGGUUGCCCAAAUAACUUCAUGAGAAUUGAACAUGACAACAACUGGUGUAUAUGUUUGGGAGUAUUCAUGGGACUUCAAGCAUCAAUUCUUCUUUCCCAACACUAUCUUGGGUCUCGGUGGUUCAUUCCCCGUCAGAUUUUACCUGAGAAAUAUAGCUAUUAUAGAAGAUGUGAUCAGGAUACAACUCAUGCAACUGACUGUGUCAUUUGCAUGACUGCCAUUGAUCUCACACAACGGCCCAAUGACUGCAUGGUUACACCAUGUGAUCAUUUCUUCCACUCUGGUUGUUUACAAAGGUGGAUGGAUAUAAAAAUGGAAUGCCCCACUUGCCGGCGUCCCCUUCCACCCGCUUAGGUCCUCCUGCCCUGUUUGUAUAUUCUUAGAUUCAACUGACAUUGUCCACUCUGAAAACUUCUGCGGUAGGCAAAUAACACCAACUUCUGCAAGAUCACGUCCACCCAAGAUAUCUUAGAUACAGCAUUCUGAAUUCAGACUUUUGGAGGCCUAUUGGGGUGUUCAUUUACUUCAUAAUCUUUUGUAUUCUCUGUAUGAUGUAUAUACUGUUCAGCUACAAUUUUGUCAUUUACAUAACAGGGAUGAGUCCUUCCCAAUUCUGUAUUUAAUUCUCGUUGGGUUAGGAACCCCCUGAAUGUGUUCUUUGUUCUAAUUGAAAUCGAAAAAUUCGUAGAAAUCAGCUGUUUGUGAAUCGGAAUGUAGAAACAUCAAACAAGUUGUUGAUAUGCAUACAGAUUAAAGUGGGUCAUUUUGAUUAAA